Prunus armeniaca (apricot) is the source of this 1191-nucleotide messenger RNA. Lineage: Eukaryota; Viridiplantae; Streptophyta; Magnoliopsida; Rosales; Rosaceae. The record is from the annotation of a GenBank genome assembly.
AUGGGGAAUCCGAAAGCCGAGGAGCGGAGGAGGAGGGUGUUGUUACUGUGCGGGGACUACAUGGAAGAUUACGAGGCAAUGGUCCCAUUUCAAGCACUGCAGGCAUUUGGAGUCUCUGUUGAUGCAGUUUCACCUGGCAAGAAAGCUGGUGAUAUCUGCGCCACUGCCAUAACCAUUCAAGUAGAGUCCAUUGAUCAGGCUAAUAGCGAAUCUCGUGGUCACAAUUUCACACUGAAUGCAACAUUUGAUGAGAUUGAAUUUGACGAAUAUGAUGGUCUAGUUAUACCAGGAGGACGAUCUCCUGAACAUCUUGCUAUGAAUGCAUCGGUUGUAGAAUUGGUGAGAAAAUUUUCCGACUCCAGAAAGCCAAUUGCUGCUAUUUGCCAUGGGCAGUUGGUCUUAGCAGCUGCAGGCGCUGUUAAAGGUCGCAAGUGCACAGCGGUUUCAACUAUGAAACCUGGAUUGGUUGCUGCUGGUGCUCACUGGGUAGAACCCGAUACAUUGUCAGUGUGUGUUACUGAUGAUAAUUUAAUUACUGGGGUCACAUAUUAUGGCAAUCCUGAGUUCAUUGGGCUUUUUCUCAAGGCACUGGGAGGCAACAUAUGUGCUUCAGAGAGAAGGGUCCUCAUCAUCAUUGGAAACUACGCGGAAGAUUAUGAGGUAACUGUGCCUUAUCAGACCCUCAAAGUUCUAGGAUGCCAUGUUGAUGUGGUUUGCCCCAAGAAGAAAGCCGGUGAUACCUGCCCAACUGCUAUCCGAGAUCUUGAAGGGGGCCAAACCUACAGUGAGAUCCGGGGACAUAAUUUUGUUUUAACAGCUGACUUUGAAUCCAUAGAUGCCUCAAGUUAUGACGCUCUUGUACUCCCUGGGGGUAAAGCUCCAGAGUUUUUGGCAAUAAAAGAGGAUGUUAUUGUACUAGUGAAACAAUUUAUGGAAGCCAGGAAACCAGUUGCAUCCAUCUGCCAUGGCCUGGAAAUUUUAGUUGCUGCUGGUGUUCUGCAGGGGAAGAAAUGUACUGGAUACCCAGGGAUUAAGGCUCGUGUGGUUUCGUCAGGGGGGACGUUUGUGGAAGCAGAUCCAAUAGAUCGUUGUGUCACUGAUGGAAAUCUGGUUACCGCAGCAGCGUGGCAUGGCCAACCAGAGCUUAUUUCUCAGUUGAUGACAUUGCUUGAUAUUCGAGUAUCAUUCUAG